Protopolystoma xenopodis is the source of this 576-nucleotide messenger RNA. The record is from the annotation of a GenBank genome assembly. NCBI's taxonomy places the organism in Eukaryota, Metazoa, Platyhelminthes, Monogenea, Polystomatidea, Polystomatidae.
AUGCGACUGAAACGGCACUCGAGUGUAGAUGGAAUCCGCUUUUUGGAAGCAUGGCAAAGUGAACUCCAAUGCAAUGAGCGAGUCUUCUCUUCGUAUCAUCAUCAUCAUCAUCAUGAGUGGACUGGGUGUCAGUCAAAACUAAUCUACCACGACGUCAGAGAGCAUGCUAUUGUCGGCUUCAUUCGCCGACCAAACAGGAGUCUGUCACCGGCCUCGUUCAUUCGAUUGGUUAGUUCGGCUUGGCGGGCAAUCGAGCAACACAUCGAACAUUCUCGACUAGCCUACAAACCGCGGCCGGAAUGGGUUUUCGCUGCAGGGCCCCCCGCCGGAAAGGGUCCCCGUUGCGUCGGAAUCAUACUCCAGCUCCCAGCUUGCUGUACUAUGCCUAAACGUGUUCGAAUGCCCAUAGAUGGGCAUCAGGUCUCUCGGAGUGGUCAUUCUCCUCUGGCCUCCGGUCUGCCCUGCGCGACUCGAGCUCACGAGAGAAACUCUUUUGCACAAUUUCCCACAUCUUUACAAAUUCUUCGCAAUUGCGUACAGAUCUUUCGGCCUCCCGAGACCCAGAAAAGGAGGUAG